Molecule: messenger RNA, 891 nt
Organism: Trichoderma virens Gv29-8
Lineage: Eukaryota; Fungi; Ascomycota; Sordariomycetes; Hypocreales; Hypocreaceae
Exons: 3
Coding region: 1-891 (296 amino acids)
Source: RefSeq, a predicted model, not a curated record
AUGAAUAUCAAUGCCCCCUUGCCAGUUACGGUCCACCCCUACCGCCCCGACUACGCAGCAUACGAAACAGGCUCUGUCAGGCGCAAGAAUGCCAUUAUCUUCAUCGGAGGUCUAGGAGACGGGCCACAUUCCGUGCAGUAUCUCCGAACAGUUGCAAGGCAUCUCGAAGAAGCAGAAAAUCUGAGUUACUCCCUCUUUGAGUUUCGCAUACGAAGUUCCUUUUCGGGGUUUGGCACUGGGUCUAUCGCUGAUGAUGUUGCCGACAUCUCCACGUUUGUCAAGUAUUUGAGAUCUAUUAGCAAGGAUAAAGUCGUUCUGUUUGGCCACUCAACUGGAUGUCAGGAUUGUGCAGAAUACACAAACUACGCCAAGCAUGGCAGCAGCCCAGUUGGCGGCUUCAUUCUGCACGCACCAAUCUCUGACCGCGAAGCAUUUAAGCUUGAGUUCCCAGAUACAGACAAGAGCGUGCAAGUUGCUGAGCGGAUGAUUGCAGAGGGUAAAGCAGACCACAUUGCCCCCAAAGAAAUUAUCCCACCAUCGCUGGGACCCGCCGUCUCAGCUUACAGGUUAAGAUCAUUACUGGCCAAAGGUGGUGAUGAGGAUUAUUUCUCCUCUGACCUUGACAAUGCCAUGAUCAAGAAAAUUUGGAGCCGCUUCGACAAGCCUGUUCUGGUGCUGCAUUCUGAAAAGGACGAGAAUGUACCAGGAAAUGUAGAUCAGAGAAAAUUGAAUAAGCUAUAUCAGGAGGCGGGAGCUCAAGUUAGCUCGUUGUCGGAUCUGAUACCGAAUACUGGCCACACUGUUCGACGAGACUCAGCUCGUGAAUGGUUAGGUGAGAGGGUUGUCAAAUUCUUGGAGACAUUAGCUGAGAAACGGAGAGAAGAAACCUAG